Messenger RNA from Heterobasidion irregulare TC 32-1, 2403 nucleotides. RefSeq lists its product as uncharacterized. The record is from RefSeq and is a predicted model, not a curated record. Gene Ontology annotation, cellular component: cytoplasm; mitochondrion. Gene Ontology annotation, biological process: cellular response to unfolded protein; protein refolding. Bases 22 to 2022 code for a protein of 666 amino acids. The transcript is spliced from 9 exons. Lineage: Eukaryota; Fungi; Basidiomycota; Agaricomycetes; Russulales; Bondarzewiaceae. Gene Ontology annotation, molecular function: ATP binding; misfolded protein binding; heat shock protein binding.
CACCCUUCCACCUCAUUCACUAUGUUCACCGCUGCGCGUUCCCUCCGUGCCUCUGUUGCUCGCACUGGCAACUAUGCCGGCAUUCCGCGGUCGCUUAUUGCGAGGAACAUGAACUCAAAAGUUUCCGGCCCGGUGGUCGGUAUUGAUUUGGGUACGACGAACUCUUGCGUCUCCGUCAUGGAGGGCAAGACUUCUCGUGUGAUUGAGAACGCGGAGGGUGCACGGACAACACCGUCCGUUGUCGCGUUCACAAAACACGGGGAGCGUCUGGUCGGCCUUCCAGCCAAGCGUCAGGCAGUUGUCAACUCCCAGAACACUGUCUUUGCUUUCAAACGGUUGAUCGGUCGCCAAUUCAAUGACAAAGAGGUGAAGGAAGACCAGAAGCACUGGCCAUUUACGCUCGUGGCCAAAUCUGAUGGUCGACCAGCUGUCGAGGUUGAGUUGGGAGGGAAGAAGCAGCAAUUUUCCGCCGAAGAACUAUCGUCGAUGGUCCUUUCCAAGAUGCGUGACACUGCCGAACAGUAUCUGAACAAGAAAGUCAACCACGCGGUUGUCACUGUUCCUGCUUACUUCAACGACGCACAGCGACAAGCGACUAAGGAUGCUGGUCAGAUUGCUGGUCUUGAAGUACUCCGUGUCAUCAAUGAGCCUACGGCUGCAGCGCUCGCGUAUGGCCUUGACCGCACAGAUAACUCCGUCAUCGCAGUCUACGAUCUCGGGGGUGGUACCUUUGAUAUCUCUAUCUUGGAGAUGCAGAAGGGUGUAUUUGAAGUGAAGUCGACGAACGGAGACACUCAUUUGGGUGGCGAGGACUUCGAUGUCCUUCUGGUCAACCAUAUUCUGGAUGAGUUCAAGAAGGAGUACGGUGUUGAUAUUAGCGGUGAUCGCGUGGCCAUCCAGCGUAUUCGUGAGGCAGCGGAGAAGGCCAAGAUUGAGCUUUCAUCGACUUCCCAGACGGAACUCAAUCUGCCUUUCAUUACCGCCGACGCCUCUGGCCCCAAGCAUAUCAACCAAAAGCUUAACCGGUCGCAGUUCGAAGCCCUUGUCGCCCCUCUCAUUCAGCGCACCUUUGACCCGUGCAAGAAGGCUCUUACGGAUGCCGGUGUAAAAGCCAGUGACGUCAAUGAAGUCAUCCUUGUCGGCGGUAUGACUCGCAUGCCUCGCGUUGUCGAGACUGUGAAGUCUAUCUUUGGUCGCGAGCCCUCGAAGGGUGUCAAUCCCGAUGAGGCGGUUGCUAUCGGUGCUUCCAUCCAAGGCGGUGUGCUCGCCGGCAAUGUCACCGAUAUCCUCCUGCUCGACGUCACCCCUCUAUCGCUUGGUAUUGAGACUCUUGGCGGUAUCAUGACGAAGCUCAUCUCGCGCAACACUACUAUCCCCACUAAGAAGUCUCAGGUCUUUUCUACCGCUGCUGAUGGCCAAACCGCGAUUGAAGUCAAGAUAUUCCAAGGCGAGCGUGAGCUCGUCCGGGAUAACAAGAUCCUCGGAAACUUCAACCUCGUCGGUAUUCCUCCCGCUCCUAAGGGCGUCCCUCAGAUCGAGAUCACCUUUGAUAUUGAUGCCGAUGGUAUCGUACAUGUCACCGCGAAGGACAAGGCUACCAACAAGGAUCAGUCGAUGACUAUCGCUUCUUCGUCUGGCCUCAGUGACAAGGACAUCGAGCGCAUGGUCUCUGACGCUGAACAGUUUGCUGAGGCCGACAAGGCUCGUCGGGACCUCAUUGAAGAGUCGAACAAGGCUGAGUCUGUGUGCGUUGACACUGAGAAAGCGAUGACCGAGUUCAAAGACCAAUUGGAUGCUACCGAGAAGGAGAAGGUCACCAAGCACCUCGUUGAGCUUCGUGAGCUCGCCGUCAAAGGUCAGGCUGGUGACGAAUCUGUUACUGCCGAUGCCAUCCGCGAGAAGAUCAACGAGGCUCAGCAGGCUUCGCUUGGUCUUUUCCAGAAGGUCUACGAGAAGCGUAACGCGGAAAACAACGCCUCGUCUUCAUCAGAGAGUACUGAAAACCCGGAGAAGAAGGAUUAAAUGCCUUUUUCCAUGUUUUAGCCUUCUCUCUUUUGGAACUCUUUCGCAUCUCAUCGACUUACCUUAUGAUCGCUCUGCACCUUACGUCUUCGAUUCGUCUCAUCGCUUUUUAUCUGCAUGUCCACCCUACACUCACUCAUAGAGCACUUGCUUAAAAGUACCCUUCGCAUCGUUAUGACCUCUCGUACAUUACUCACGUCCUACAUCGCAUCACCCCCACUGGCGCAUAUAUUCGGUUCUGGUUUUAUCUCGUAUCCCCACUACAGCCCCCCACCCCCCCGCUCAGUAGUUAUUCCGUUUUUUUUUCGUCCUUGCCAUGAUCACUCCUGUAUGUCCCUCAUGGUCUCCUUGUUGCAGCAAUGUAGUGGCGGAUGAAAUGCC